UAUGGGCUUCGUGGUAGGCUUACCACGGACGAUCAUGAACUAUGACGCAAUUUGGGUUGUUGGAGCUACUGGUGUUUGAAGAAAAUGAUGAACCAGGAGCCCACCACUCGAUUUGUCACCAUCUCCCACGUGUGGAUAGAGUUGAGUGGAGUCUGUCAAGUCACAACACAAGUGGGUGACUUGACAGACUCAUCAUAAUCCUAAGAUAUGACACCGGAUCCCGAACGACAACUGCCUGAGCGCCCAAGCUAACGCUGGAUCCCGAACGACAGAUCCAUCCCGAACGGUAGAAAAGUUUUGGGGCAUGAGAACUGCUCCUCAGCUAGGACCUGCCAUCGACGUUGCUCCAGACUUCAUUUGAGGGAAGUUGGCGUUUACCGGACGGAAGUAUGCAGAACCAGUCCGUGAUGGAAGCUCCUCUGCCUAUUCAUUUUGACAAUUAACCAGAUGAGAACAUGGACAGUCCUGUACAGGAGGUUACUCGAACGAGCUCCAAAGCAUUAGCAGUCCUGUGAGAGAAAUUACACGAACGACCUUUAAAGGAAAAUUUUUUAUUCGGCCAGGAGUUGCGGCUACCGGGUAUGACAGCAGAAAGCAACUCCAGAUUUUCUAAGAGACUAAAACUCCCGAACGGGAUACCCGGUGAACGCCCAGCUCCCCACUCUUGAAUGGUGAAUCGUCACUCCUCACUGGACGAACAGUAUCUACUGACCAAGUCUAAAACAUGUAUCUUGUCGAACGACAGUGACCGUCCAACCUUUGACGACCUUUCAGAUCAACGAGAAACAAAGCUAAUUUCCCUAGAUAAGUCUAGAGGAAAUCAUGCAGCAGGCCAUGGAGGAAGCAGAAAGUGCCGAAAUGCUGACCGUCUUCUGGACGAGUAGAUCUCAGCCGACCAGGCGACUAGGCACAUCCACCGAACGUAGAGCUUCAGGUUAUUCACCGUCUGGAUCGAUCCCAGCAUCACGCCGUCCGGAUGCACACCGUCCAGCCUUCUGCCGACCGGUAGUUCCCCGAUCGGCACUUCCGCGUGGAGUGUCUGGACUUCGUCUUUGGUCAUACUCUAACUGGCCGUUAAAGGACUUGCACGAGGGGUUGGAAUGGCUUUUGAAUUCUCGAUCGUCCAAAUGUGAAGGGGCAUUGAUACGGGCCAGUAGUUGACUAGGCUGCUAAACAAUAUGGGCCGAACUAAAAUCCAUAAGUUCCCUUACUUAUGGGGCUGGGGCAUGCUCUUGAGAAGGAGGCUGCCUCACGGACUAUUGGAGUGGAUCACCUUCGGCCAAUUAAAAUCUCUGGGCGAAUAACUUGGUCCGACAGCUGAACAUCAGCCUUAUUCAGCUAACUACCCAAUCUCUCACUUACGAAUUAAUUUCAAAUAGCAUUUUUAGGAAUGUUUGUUAUCUUCAUUAUUUAAUAGGGGUUAAAAAUAUCCCGAAUUAAAUAAUGACUGAGUGAAGCUCUGGUGAUGACUUUACCGUCAUUUAGAUAAAUGACUGGAUUUAGUAAGGCCUAUCGGCCUAUCCCGAUCGGCUCAAAUUAGC
Cuscuta europaea is the source of this 1541-nucleotide messenger RNA. The record is from the annotation of a GenBank genome assembly. NCBI's taxonomy places the organism in Eukaryota, Viridiplantae, Streptophyta, Magnoliopsida, Solanales, Convolvulaceae.